AAGCGCAGUCAGACAAGGCAUUGAGGCCAUGGAACUGCCAGAGCACCCAUUGAAAGAUGAUUGUGACAUGUAGAAUAGCGUCUUGAUUACCCUGCACGAUAGUCUAGAUGGCAACCUUUGCGCUCCUGUCUGGAGACUGCAGUGACAGGAUCGCUACGACGCGGCUCUAAACACAGCGUUUCUCCCACCGAUCUGCCGUACUCCGAAGCCUCGAAACCUGCAUCAAUUGCGCUGAUCCGGGACAUCUCCCUGCCGCUAUGUGGGCGCGUAAUCUUUUCGCUCGCACCCUGACACGACACAAAAUAUCUCUGUCGGCAUACAACAGCCAUUGCUGCCCACCUGUCGCACACGCGCCCUUCUAUACCGUGAGAAUGGCCUCCACGCUGCCCCGCCUCCCCGUCUUCGAAGCCAUCAAACAGCAUGAUGCGCAAAGCACGGCCGUUGUCCACUCUCUUUCCGGGCGGUCCUUCACAUACGGCGAGCUUGUAAACGAUGUCGCUGCUGCAAAGGACAAGCUGCAACGGAACUGCGGCGCGCAGAGCGCAGAGGGCCAACGGAUAUCCUUUUUGGUAGAAAAUGGAUACGACUAUGUAGGUGCGCGUUCCUCUACGCCUCGUGUACAACAGCCAAGAACAGCAGAAUCUGACGCAUGCACAGUAACCCUCUUGUCCAUCCUCGCCGCACAUGCAAUCGCCGUACCGCUAUCGCCGACCUUCCCGGCACACGAGCUGCGAUACAUCAUCGACCAGAGCGAGUCUCUGAUGCUUCUCUCGUCGGAGAAGUUCCAGAGUCAAGCCGACGAUGUGCUGAAGGAGGGAAUGGAGACGCAGCCCAUCAACUACAAACAGGACAAGAUUAUGAUGGGCAAGACGGACGACUACGUCACGCUGGAGGAGCCCACAAGCGACAAGGGAGGCAUGAUGCUGUAUACAUCGGGCACCACAAACCGACCCAAGGGCGUUUUGUUGCCUCAAGACGUGUUAACGGCACAGUCGCGAUCGCUGCUGGAGGCGUGGAACUACAGUAAAGACGAUGUGCUAUUACAUGUUCUUCCUUUACACCACAUUCACGGCACCGUCAACGCAUUGCUUACGCCUCUCUUCGCCGGCAGCACCAUCGAGUUCCAGUUCCCCUUCAAUGCUGCCGCUGUAUGGGAUCGCCUGGCAGCUCCCUUCCUACCGAGCCCCGAUCCAGUCAAGAAGCCCAUUACCUUCCUUACCGUCGUCCCAACCAUAUACACGCGCCUGCUCGCAUCGCAUCCUACCCUCUCGUCCGAACUUCAAGCCGCGACCAAGACUGCGCUUCACCCAUCGAAUAUGCGCCUCAACAUCUCAGGGUCCGCUGCCCUUCCUACACCGGUGAAGUCAGCGUGGACGCAGCUCAGCGGGGGCAACGUGCUGCUAGAGCGAUAUGGCAUGACUGAGGUGGGUAUGGCGCUUUCCUGCGGACUAGAUUUCGCAGAUCGCGUAGAUGGCUCGGUAGGCUGGCCGCUUCCAUCGGUACAAGCGCGGUUGGCAGACAUCGAGACCGGGGAAAUCAUAGAAGAGGGCAAAGAAAUCGAUUCCGAGACACAACGCGAACGCCAGGGCGAGAUCCAACUGCGCGGUCCCACAAUCUUUAGAGAAUACUGGAAGAACCCCGAAGCCACUUCCAAAGAGUUUACAGAAGACGCGGAUGGACAAGGGAAAUGGUUCAAGACAGGCGAUGUCGCUGUUCGAAGGAAUGUCAAGGGAGCGGGUGAGAGCGACCAAGCAUGGGCCAAGGGACCUCUCUACUUUAUCCACGGGCGCAAAUCAGCCGAUAUCAUAAAGACUGGUGGCGAGAAGGUUUCUGCGCUCGAGAUUGAACGCGAGAUGCUUUCCCUCCCUCAAGUCGACGAGGUUGCCGUGGUCGGUCUACCAUCAGAAGCCUGGGGUCAAAAAGUCGCUGCCGUAGUGGUACUCUCCGAACAGGGUAAGACAGCAGGCAGGGGAGGUAAAGCAUGGUCUGCGUUGGACAUGAGGAGGGCGCUCAAGGAGAUGCUCGCAAACUACAAGAUCCCUCAAGAGAUGAAGGUCGUGGAUACUAUUCCAAGGAAUGCAAUGGGCAAGAUCAACAAGAAGCAGCUUGUUAAGCAAAUCUGGGGUGAAGCAUUGGAGGGGACGAAGGAGAAUGGUGCCAUACAGGUACCCAAUGGAAGUGUCUAGUAAUGUGUAGAUAGUAAUAGUGUAACAUCUCCAAUCACCAGCAAAUAUUGUUUUGAUAAGAAAA
Molecule: messenger RNA, 2250 nt
Organism: Alternaria rosae
Lineage: Eukaryota; Fungi; Ascomycota; Dothideomycetes; Pleosporales; Pleosporaceae
Exons: 1
Coding region: 258-2186 (642 amino acids)
Biological process (GO): fatty acid metabolic process
Molecular function (GO): medium-chain fatty acid-CoA ligase activity
Source: RefSeq, a predicted model, not a curated record